Eucalyptus grandis is the source of this 1758-nucleotide messenger RNA. RefSeq names its product L-type lectin-domain containing receptor kinase IX.1. NCBI's taxonomy places the organism in Eukaryota, Viridiplantae, Streptophyta, Magnoliopsida, Myrtales, Myrtaceae. Gene Ontology annotation, biological process: protein phosphorylation. The transcript has a single exon. Gene Ontology annotation, molecular function: protein kinase activity; carbohydrate binding; ATP binding. Gene Ontology annotation, cellular component: plasma membrane. The record is from RefSeq and is a predicted model, not a curated record. The coding region runs from base 1 to 1758 and encodes 585 amino acids.
AUGGCCCUCUAUUCGGAAUCGAAGCGCUCUCUGCGCGUUUUCCUUCUCUUCUUGUCCUUCUUCGUGCAGCUUCGAUCGGGCUAUUCUCUUUCCUUCAGCAUAUCUCGCUUCAACCCGCAGGCCACGGACAUAAUCUAUGAAGGCGAUGCUAGGCCAAACGUCGGCACCAUUGACUUCACUAGCGCCACUUACUCUUUCCAUGUCGGCCGAGCCUUUUACGCAGAGAAGCUGCAGCUCCGGAACUCCACUUCCAGGAGGCUCGCUGACUUCUCCACUCGGUUCUCCUUCACCAUCGACACAGAGAACCAGUCAGAGUACGGGGCUGGCUUCGCCUUCUUCCUCGCCCCUGUUGGGUACCAAAUCCCAGUCAAUUCGAAUGGUGGCUUCUUAGGCCUUUUCAACACCACGUACAGCAACUCGUCGUCGAAUCAAAUCAUUGCGGUCGAGUUCGACACUUUCACCAAUCCCGAAUGGGAUCCUCCAUAUGAGCACGUCGGGAUCAACAUAAACUCGAUUGCCUCGGCCGUGACCACCCCUUGGAACGCCACCUUCCACAGUGCUGACACCGCUGACGCAUGGAUUGCGUACAACUCCACGACCAAGAACUUGAGCGUUUCUUGGAGCUACCGGACUACGCCAAACCCACACGAGAACACAAGUAUUUCGUAUCAGAUUGAUCUCACCACUGUCUUGCCCGAGGAGGUGAUGAUCGGUUUCUCAGCUGCGACUGACUAUUAUACUGAACGUCACCAACUAAAAUCUUGGUCCUUCAGUUCAAACCUCGAAGUCACGGAAAAGCAAGGAAAUACAAAUAGGACCAAGUUAGUUGUUGGCUUAGCAGUUCCACUAGGAUUCCUACUCUGCGGUGUGUUGGCCAUAUCGGCAAUCCUAUGGAGGAGGAAGAGCAGGAGCAAGGGAUCGGAGAUGGCAAACUUGACGUCCAUAAAUGACGAGCUUGAGAGAGGAGCAGCGCCACGGAGGUUUAGGUAUACGGACCUUGUUGCUGCUACCAACAACUUUAACGAGGAGAGGAAGCUCGGCGAGGGCGGGUUCGGGGCAGUCUACAGGGGAUAUCUGGUCAGCCUGGAUGCGGCAGUCGCAGUGAAGAGGAUAUCGAGAGGGUCUAAACAGGGGAAGGAGUUCAUCACCGAAGUGAAGGUGAUCAGUAACUUGAGGCACAGGAAUUUGGUGCAACUCAUAGGUUGGUGCCAUGAGGCGAACGAGCUUUUGCUCGUCUAUGAGUACAUGCCAAACGGGAGCCUCGACACACACCUCUUUGGCAAGAAGAACCCUCUAGGCUGGGCUGUCCGGUACAAGAUUUCGGUCGGGCUUGCCUCCGCACUCCUCUACCUCCACGAGGAGUGGGAGCAGUGCGUGGUGCACCGGGACAUCAAGUCGAGCAACGUGAUGCUGGACGCGGGGUUCAAUGUCAAGCUUGGAGACUUUGGGCUGGCCCGCCUCCUGGACCGUGAGCUUGGGCCACAGACGACCGAGCUGGCUGGCACGUUCGGUUACUUGGCCCCGGAGUACGUGAGCACGGGGCGGGCAAGCAAGGAGUCCGAUGUGUACAGCUUAGGGGUGGUCGCACUCGAGAUCGGGACGGGACGGAAGUCCGUUGACCCGAUGGAGCAGUCCUCGGAAAUGAGUUUGGUGGAGUGGGUUUGGGACCUUUACGGGAGAGGAAAGAAAGACUACCUAUAUUACCUCUUGGUGUAUAUACAUAUUGGAUGGGAAGCUAUAACAAUCAAGAGUAAAUGA